UUGUAGGAGUUCAUCCUGCUGUCUCUGUGAAUCGGUGUUACUCCUGCAGCCACUUUGCUGGUGCUAGUGUCAAGAAAAAGAGAGCAGUAUCUCAUUGAAAUGACUUUGUCAUUCGAAGGAAGAGUCGUGCUUGUUACUGGGGCCGGAGGAGGCCUUGGCAGAGAAUAUGCACUGGCUUUUGCUCAAAGAGGCGCCUCAGUUAUAGUGAAUGACCUUGGGGCAGACACUAAAGGGGGUGGAAAGAGUUCUGCAGCUGCUGAUAAGGUGGUGGAGGAGAUAAGAGCGAAGGGAGGCAAGGCUGUGGCAAACUAUGAUUCUGUAGAAGAUGGAGAAAAAUUGAUCCAGUCAGCACUUGACGCAUUUGGAAGAAUUGAUGUCGUCGUAAACAAUGCCGGGAUACUUCGUGACCGAUCGUUUGCCAGGACGAGUGAUAUGGACUGGGACCUGAUUCAGAGAGUUCACUUGAGAGGCUCCUUCUUGGUGACUCGAGCUGCCUGGAACCACAUGAAAAGCCAAAAGUUUGGCAGAAUCAUCAUGACGGCUUCAGCCGCAGGCAUCUAUGGUAACUUUGGCCAGGCCAACUACAGCGCUGCCAAGCUCGGCAUGGUGGGGCUGGCAAACACCCUGGCCAUUGAAGGACGCAAGUACAACAUCCACUGCAACACAAUUGCUCCUGUUGCUGGGUCACGCCUCACAGAGACCAUCAUGCCCCCAGACCUUGUGGCGUCUCUGAAGCCUGAGUAUGUUGCUCCCUUGGUCCUCUGGCUCUGCCAUGAACAAUGCCAAGAAAACGGAGGACUUUUUGAGGUCGGUGCAGGCUGGAUUGGUAAAUUGCGCUGGGAGCGUACUCAGGGCUGCACUGUGAGACAAAAGAACCAACCCAUGACCCUUGAGGCUGUCAGGGACCAGUGGGACAAAAUCUGUGACUUUACAGAUGCCACCAAGCCUGCAAACGCACAAGAGUCUCUACAGUCAAUUAUAUCUGCGCUGUCUCAAGUGGAGUCGGAAGGAGAAGUCAGUGCGAAUCCAACCGCAUCUGCUACAGCCUCGUCUUCAGGAAUCAAUCCUGCUGAGGCAGUGGGACAAAAAAUACCACCGACCACGUUCAGCUUCACCCACACCCAGUGUAUCCUGUAUGCACUGGGGGUCGGCAUGUCCACCAAGGACCCAGACCACCUGAGGUUCCUGUAUGAAGGCCAUCCAGACUUCAGCUGCCUCCCCACCUUUGGAGUCAUUCCCUCCAUGACAGCCAUGAUGGAUGGCAGCCUGAGCUCAGUCCCCGGACUCAACAUAGAUUUUACACGGAUAUUACACGGGGAGCAGUAUCUGGAGCUUUACAGGCCUUUACCAACCUCAGGUAAACUUACCUCUGAGGCCAGCAUAGGGGACGUGUUGGACAAAGGAUCUGGAGCCGUCAUCCUCUUGGAUGUAAACACCUACAGUGGCGACGAGCUGGUCUGCUACAACCAGUUUUCGGUGUUUGUGGUCGGAGCGGGAGGGUUUGGAGGGAGGAGAACCUCUGAGAAAGUCAAAGCUUCUCUGCCUCCACCUAAGCGGGCACCAGAUGCUGUGGUGGUUGACGCUACCACAAGAGACCAAGCGGCCUUGUACCGUCUGAGUGGAGACUGGAACCCUCUUCAUAUAGACCCCAGCUUUGCUGCCAUGGGAGGUUUCAAGGCUCCCAUCCUUCACGGCUUGUGCUCAUUCGGCUUUGCUGCGAGACACGUCCUCAAGCAGUUUGCCGACAAUGACCCCUCCAGAAUGAAGGCCAUCAAGGUUCGCUUUGCGAAGCCGGUGUUGCCGGGUCAGUCGCUGCAGACUGAGAUGUGGAAGGAAGGCAACAGAAUCCACAUCCAGUGCAAAGUGAAGGAGACGGAUGCCGUUGUUCUAGCUGGGGCCUACGUGGAUUUACACGGCGCAGCAGAGGCUUCUCCGGAAAAUCUCACUCAAGGAGAAGGCCUUCAGAGCGAGCUGGUGUUCGCAGAGAUCGGCCGUCGUAUUAAAGACUCGGGCUCAGACUUGGUCAAGAAGGUGAAUGCUGUGUUUGGCUGGGAGAUCACCAAAGAUGGCAAGAACGCUGCACAGUGGACCAUUGAUCUGAAGAACGGCAGCGGCUCUUUGCAGAAAGGCCCUUACAGCGGGAAGGCGGAUGUGACCUUCACCGUGUCAGACGAAGACUUCAUGGAGGUGGUGCAGGGGAAACUCAACCCUCAGAAGGCGUUCUUCUCUGGCAAGCUGAAGGUUAGAGGGAACAUCAUGCUGAGCCAGAAGCUGGAGGUCAUCCUGAAGGACUACGCCAAGCUGUGAGCUCCUCGGCAAACCCGUUGGAUGAUCUCAGCAACUAACCAGCCGACCAGCUCGCCGUCUGUCAGCUUUUUCCUCUCCCUGAUUUAUGUGUGUGUGCUUAACAUGCUUUGCCUCUCGAGGGAAACACACGAAAAAUUACCUAAUAGCACUACUGCUACUUCAGAAUGAAUUCUCUCUUGUAAAUUAACUUUCACUGUAAACAUAACAAGUGCAAAGACUGUAUAGAUAUAUAUGUUAUAUAUGUUCUGUAUAGUAAUGUUGAGUUCUCACUGAAUUUUUCAUGUCAGUGCAACAGCAAUGAAUUCAACGGCUGCUCUUGUAUGAAAAUAAAGUAAGUCAGACUAAAAGCUCAUUUCUCUAUGUUUAAUACAGCAUUUUACGGCUUUAUGGAGCUUUAUAGUGAGUUUCAGCUUUUUGUUUGCCCGACCUGCAACUUUACUGUUUUUGUUCACGCUCCACGCUCUUAUUGCAUCAUUCUCAGCAGCAGCAGGCAGCUGUUUUCAGUGAAACAGUGUAAAAAAAAAAAACAAAAAAAACAAAACAAACAAACUGUAUGCUACCUGCUCACUACUAAACGGCAGUCGCACACAGUUGGUGACCAAGCGGGAAACCUCCAGGGAUGAAAACUGAAGCCAAAGUGGAAGUGGCCAGAGUCACAGACACCGUGCUUCACCGUGGCUCUUCAGAAACCGAUGGGGGACGUCACAGAGACUACGUCCAUGUGUGCAACUAGCUGGUCAACAUCCUUUAGCAACUGAAGAGCCGUUUUUAUCCCUCAGGAGUUUGGAGACCAACACCAGAACUAAAAGAGAGUGAAUAAUGGACUGAUAGUCACCUGGUGGACUCAAAAAUGACCUCAUAUGUUGUGCUGCAUUGUUGUGUCAACGGUUUGCUAACAACUUCACAACUGCUGCCCCCGACUGGCCAAAAAAACAAACAAACGAAAAAUUAGUUGUUGCAGGUUUAAAGGCCCCCUGUGGAGUCUUUGACCACUAGUAGCACUUUGAAACAAUGUUUUUAUGUUUAGGCACAAGCACACAGACGACACGAUAUUCCUGCUACUGGUUUCAUGCAGUUCCACUGAUAGAAAGAAAUAAAGUAAAGAAAUAUAGCAAUAUGCCAACAAAGGCAGAGAAGAAGACUGCUAGCAAGCAACCAUAGCUGUAACUGAUACAGGAUUGAAAUCAUAUGAAGAACAGGCUCUGCAAGGGUUCUGAGGAUGGAAACACAUUUAAAACGUUCUGAUCUGAAGGAUACACAUUAUGUAUUUUGGUGAAUAACAUAGUAAACUUAACUUUUGUUUAAAAUGAAACUCCACAGUUUUAAUUCAGAAACAGUUUUAUAUACCUGCUGUCAUAACAGAAACUUAAUAAAAUGUAGUUAACUAUGAAAAUAAUGAUUUUCACUUAUUCUUAAUCUGUGAUGAACAUCAAUGGUUUUACUUGCUUUAAUGGAAAUAGUUAUUCAGACUACAAACAAGUCAUUUUAAUACUAUGUAAUUGUUACAGUGUACAUAUAACUGCAUCUAAUAAACGUGGCUCUUUGGCUUGA
Chelmon rostratus (copperband butterflyfish) is the source of this 3858-nucleotide messenger RNA. It is a transcript of the gene hsd17b4, whose product is annotated as hydroxysteroid (17-beta) dehydrogenase 4. The transcript has 25 exons. The coding region runs from base 100 to 2307 and encodes 735 amino acids. NCBI's taxonomy places the organism in Eukaryota, Metazoa, Chordata, Actinopteri, Chaetodontiformes, Chaetodontidae. The record is from RefSeq and is a predicted model, not a curated record. Gene Ontology annotation, molecular function: oxidoreductase activity.